UCUUCGAGCGCAGAUGAUGAAUCUCGGAUGCUGAUCCAAGGGGCCGCGGUGGUCCGUCUCGUCAAUAAGGUGCGCGACGACAGGAAGAAAGACUUCGUUUUACCGGCCAUCUACUUCCACAAAUUGCGCCAGGCCCGACGCUAUCUUCUCUUUCAGACCGACGAUGGAAAGAACACGGUGCAAGCUUAACUUUGUUUCAUCAACGUUAAGUCAUUAAUGCAUCCUUGUACUCAGGUCUAUCACCAGGUGGAGACCUUCGACUUGAGAACCGGGAAGGACCGAUUCCGCCUCGUGUUUUCUCUGUACAACUUUGUGUCUGCGUUGAUGGAGGGCAGCGAUCAUGGAAGGUACAAGAGCAUGAAGGACAACCUCGACGCAUACACGCAGAUCGUCAAUAGAAACAAGUUUCCGGUCUUCACCAAAAAGAGUAUGAAGCACCGCGCUAACAAACGUCGCCGGACAGACACUGGUAACGACGGGGGUGCAGUGGAUGGAGUGCUCACCGCACGGGGAUACACGAUCGUCACUGACUGGACACAGUGGAGGGAUAACUCUUCCUCAUCGAGCGAGGUGCGACCUGCAAGUAUCCAUGCGAAUGUUCUGAGCUCUCGCUAACAUGGCUAUUGCAGCAACCAGCAACCGUAUGUCGUCAGGAAGGUGGAUGGCGGGCGCGACUUUGUCACCAAGCACGUCAGCCACGAUUCUGACGAGCAAGGCAUCCUUCAAUACCUGCACGAGAUAAAGCCCCGAAGCGAGCACAUCAUCCCUCUACUCGACACCAUUUGGUCACCCGAGGG
Molecule: messenger RNA, 797 nt
Organism: Fomitopsis serialis
Lineage: Eukaryota; Fungi; Basidiomycota; Agaricomycetes; Polyporales; Fomitopsidaceae
Exons: 1
Coding region: 217-615 (132 amino acids)
Source: RefSeq, a predicted model, not a curated record